Molecule: messenger RNA, 1821 nt
Organism: Choloepus didactylus (southern two-toed sloth)
Lineage: Eukaryota; Metazoa; Chordata; Mammalia; Pilosa; Megalonychidae
Gene: NOBOX
Product: NOBOX oogenesis homeobox
Biological process (GO): regulation of transcription by RNA polymerase II
Molecular function (GO): DNA-binding transcription factor activity, RNA polymerase II-specific; RNA polymerase II cis-regulatory region sequence-specific DNA binding
Source: RefSeq, a predicted model, not a curated record
AUGCAACUCAGGUCCAGCCAAGAGGCUGGAGGUAAGUCACUGGCUGCUGGACCAGAGAAGGAGGAAUUGCUGCGGAGUUCACUCCCCCACGCUCAGGAUGCCCCAAGGCAGGAACCGCCUCUGUCCUGCACUGUCUCGGUGGGGGAGAAGUCAACUGAAGCCUCUGGAAAACUAACUGGGGCUGAUGUUGGGAGAGUGCUCAGCUCAGAGGCUAGGAGAUGCCCCUCUCUCCACAAAGACAGAACUCUAGCUCUGUCUAGACCACAGUCUCAGGGAGAAGGUUGUUCUCUUCCAACUAGAGAAGCAAAGCCAGGGAAGAGACCCUUUUCUCCAGCCCCCAGUAAGCAGCAAAAGCCCAAUGCUGUGGGUUUGGCCUCAACAUCAUCUCCCUGUGGCACUAACUCAGGCCGUGUCACCCACAACCCAGUGCCUUGUGGGUCGGGCCGGGGGCCCUGCCACCUGGCCAACCUCCUCAGUUCAUUGGCCCCAAGUAGCCAAGACACAGACCAGAAGAAAGGACUACCAGAAGUGACCUGCCAAGUUCGAAAAAAGACUCGAACCUUAUAUCGCUCAGACCAGCUGGAGGAGCUAGAGAAGAUAUUCCAAGAAGACCAUUACCCUGACAGCGAUAAGCGCCGGGAAAUUGCCCAGACGGUGGGGGUCACCCCGCAACGCAUCAUGGUAAAAGGGGCUGGCUGACCGGUCAGCAUGGGUGGAGGAGACCCAUCAACUGAAAUUCUAGAGGAGCAGAGCAAGUGCUCAGUAUUCUCCCUGAACAGGAGCUGAAGUUGGGUGUGGUUUCAGAAUCGCCGGGCAAAGUGGCGAAAGGUGGAAAAACUGAACGGGAAGGGCAACAAGGACAAUCCAGCAGCCCCUGCCCCUGCAGAGAGUCAUGGCGGCUCUGCUGCUCAGCUCCCACCCACUGUGUCUGUGGACCCAGAGCCUGGUGCCUUCUCUCAGGAGCCCCCUCUGGAUACUCUUCCAGAACCCCCCAUGCUGCUGACUUCUGACCAGACUUUGGCCCAGGCCCAACAGAGUGAGGGUACUCAGAGGAUGGCAGUGACUCCUCCACUCUUCAGUCCCCCACCUGUUCGAAGGACCAGUCUUCCUUUUCCUUUUGGUCCUGCCCAGGCCCCACAACUGAUGCCUCUGAUGAUGGACACUCCUGGCAGUGACAGCAGCCACAAAGAUGGCCCCCAUGGGCCCUGGGGAACAAGCAUCACCCCACCAUCCCCCUGCCCAUAUUUGGAAGAGCUGGAACCUCAGGAUUACCAACAAAGCAAUCAGCUGGGUCCAUUCCAAUUCUCCCAGGCUCUGCAGUCCCAACUUUUUCAAAACCCGCAGCCCCAGAUUUCAUACCUCCAUCCAUUCCCCUUCCACAUGCCCCAUUCGCUGACACCUCCACCCCCAGAAGACUGUCUCUUUGCAUUGCCUUAUGGCUCCAAUGGGAGUACCUCACAGGGCUACUUUCCAGGUCCCUCAUCAGGGCAGAUCCUGCUGCAGCCACCUACUGGGAAUAUGGGCACAGUCCCCUGGAAUGACCUCUGGAAUGAACUGCCCUUCCCUAGUCCAUUCUGCCCACAAGCUCUGGGGCAGCCCCUGGGAGGAGAUGGCUACUUCCCUGAUCUACUUCUAGCUCCCUAUGCUCAGGGUAUGAACCGGCAGCCCUCACCAGCUCUCACCCAGCUGCCUGAUGGGGCCAGACCAGGAACUGGGCCCUUACUCAGCAAGGCCAAAGAAGAGCAGCCUGCCCCCUCCCUGGAGCAGCCCUCAGCACCAGAGGAGGUCUGAGAUGAAGGCAAGAACAGCCAUGUCCCCUAG